This is a messenger RNA of Malaya genurostris, 3814 nucleotides long. RefSeq names its product importin subunit alpha-3 (gene Kap-alpha3). Gene Ontology annotation, biological process: NLS-bearing protein import into nucleus. Bases 359 to 1918 code for a protein of 519 amino acids. The record is from RefSeq and is a predicted model, not a curated record. The transcript is spliced from 5 exons. Gene Ontology annotation, molecular function: protein binding; nuclear import signal receptor activity. NCBI's taxonomy places the organism in Eukaryota, Metazoa, Arthropoda, Insecta, Diptera, Culicidae. Gene Ontology annotation, cellular component: nucleus; cytoplasm; nucleoplasm.
UGGCAGAAGUUAAAUUAUACUGGGAACAGCGUGAAAAGAAGGAAUAAAUUGGUGCUGCCGCGAAUAGAAUUCAACUUUUUUCGGCCGUGAAGGUGCGCAGUAGUUGGAAAAAAACAAGUGUAGCUCUAAAAACUGUUCUUUGUGCAGCAAACGAUAGAACUCGCGGUGGGAUAAGAAGCGAGUAUUGACCAGAACGUCAGCAGAAAUUAGACAAAAAAUAUAUUCGAGAGUGAUUCUUCUGACGACGAUCCGCCCGUGGAGAAGUAUUAGAGUGUGGUUAAUCAUCCAUCGAGCACAUAUACCACUACCAAUAUACACGGGUUUCAGUGCUAAAGCAGUCGAGCAAAUUGGACGAAAAAUGGCGUCGAUAGAUUCUCAGAUGAAAAACCGAAUGCAGGGUUUUAAAAACAAAGGAAAGGAUCAGGACGAAAUGCGGCGCCGCCGUAAUGAGGUAACAAUCGAACUGCGCAAGAAUAAGCGCGAAGAAACUAUCCUCAAACGGCGUAACGUUCCGCAGACUACGGCUGAGUCAACAGACGAAGAUGAUUAUACAUCGCCUUCAAACUUAAAAAAAUUAGUUGAAAAAGCAGGAAACAGUGCUGACAAGGAUGAACAACUAGCAGCAGUACAGUCGGCUAGACGUUUGUUGUCAUCUGACAGAAACCCGCCGAUUGAUGCGCUAAUACAAAGUGGAAUCCUGCCAAUCCUAGUUGGAUGUCUGGAACGGGACGAUAACCAGUUGUUGCAAUUCGAAGCAGCAUGGGCUUUGACAAAUAUCGCCUCAGGAACUUCAACACAAACUAAUCAAGUGGUUCGCGCUGGUGCAGUGCCACUUUUCUUGCGCUUACUUGGUUCACCUGCACCCAAUGUAUGUGAACAGGCCGUUUGGGCACUCGGUAAUAUCAUUGGAGAUGGACCAUGUCUUCGGGAUUACGUUAUCAAGCUAGGUGUUGUCCAGCCCCUGUUAUCCUUCAUCAAGCCGGAGAUUCCAAUUCCAUUUCUGCGAAACGUCACAUGGGUGAUUGUGAAUCUGUGUCGUAACAAGGAUCCCCCGCCACCAGUUGAUACGAUUUUGGAAAUUCUACCAGCGCUCAAUAUGCUAAUUCAUCAUACCGACAUUAACAUCCUCGUAGAUACCGUGUGGGCCCUAAGCUAUCUAACCGACGGAGGUAAUGAACAGAUCCAGCUCGUGAUCGACAGUGGCGUAGUGCCGAAGCUCAUCCCCCUCUUAUCACAUGUGGAAGUGAAGGUGCAAACAGCAGCGUUGCGAGCAGUUGGUAACAUUGUCACCGGUUCGGAUGAUCAAACACAGGUCGUAUUAAACUGUGAUGCUCUGUCCCACUUCCCCUCGUUGCUGAGCCAUUCGAAAGAUAAAAUACGUAAAGAGGCGGUUUGGUUCCUGUCGAAUAUUACGGCCGGAAAUCAGACUCAAGUGCAAGCGGUUAUUGAUGCCGGACUUCUGCCGAAAAUCAUCGAAAAUCUUAGUAAGGGCGAAUUCCAGACGCAGAAAGAGGCUGCAUGGGCGAUCAGCAACUUGACGAUAAGCGGUAACCGGGAGCAAGUCGCACAGCUCAUCAAGGACGGAGCCAUACCGCCGUUCUGCGAUCUACUCACCUGCAAGGAUACUCAAGUUAUCAACGUCAUCUUGGAUGGUAUCAAUAAUAUGCUGAAGUUAGCAGGUCCAGAGACAGAGGAAAUUGCCAACAUGAUAGAAGAGUGCGAUGGUGUUUCCAAGAUCGAAAUUCUGCAAAAUCAUGAAAACAUCGAGAUCUACAAGCUGGCAUACGAUAUUAUCGAGCAGUUCUUCUCAGAUGAGACCGACGAAGCAGUGCUGGACGAACUGAGACCGGCUGCCGAUGAGAACGCGUUCCAGUUCAAUCAGAAUCCAAACGUACCCAGAGACGGGUUCAACUUUUAAAAUCAACAGCGAACUUCAGAACACUCUCAAACACACACCCACACACACCAACAGGCAGGUAACAGAUGGCUAGUAAAUGAAACAAGACAACCAGAUCGCACUAUCAACUAUAUCUUCCCUUAGAAUCAAACACCUUGCUUUGGUUUUGCAAAUUGACACGCCAGUCACCAGCUCUUGUUCUUUUUCUAUACUGCACCAUUGAUAAAAUCAGCUCAGUUACUUUUCAAGUCAGAUGAUGGUGACGAACAUGUUAGCGCUAGGAGAUAGAAACACACACACACCUAUACUCUUUGGAUGGUGCCGUUAGUCAGCGUGCAAACAAGCAAGGGAAAAGGAGAAAAAAAUAGUUUGCUUAAGAUUUACUUCAAGUCUAAUUGGAAGAAACAAGUUAAUACUAUCUAUUUAUUGUAUAACCCACAGCCAGAAAAUAAGGAAAUGAAAUGCUGAAAGGACAGUUUAGGGUAAACUAAGGACAAACAGCAAUACCAUCAUCAGUCAAACAUGCACACUCAUACACACUCAACUACACCCCAUUCGGAGACGCUUGCAUACUGUAAGUGAACAAACACGAGACCGCUGGAAAAAUUUACAUCAUUUUUGUAAAAAAAGAAAAUAUUAGGCGGAUUUAGAGUUCCUUCCCUUCUUCAAUUUAAAGGGCCUUCGUGUAGGAAGAUUUUUAUGUCUAAUUUUUUUAAUAGUUAAUAGUGUUCAUUUAUUUUUGAAAACAUCCUAUUCACGCUAAUGCGAAGAAAUAUUCUUGUGUGGAAAAAUGGCAAAGAAUAUAUUUUUUGUCAAAUUGCCUCACCCUGGGAAGAAGGGAAGGAUUGUUGCGAAAAGGGCUAAAUUUUCAGAAGAAAAUAUAUAUUAAACGUCAAUCGCUAGUUUAGCAGAUGAAAAAUAAGCGCAUUGAAGAGAAGUGUAGUGGAUUCAAAGCAUUAGGGAAAUGUUGCUUUUAAAACAAAAUCCAUUUACUGGAUGGGAGAACAUGAUUUUCCAUGUAAAAAGGCAUAUUUUUAUAUUAUAAAUAUUACCGAUCAAAAUAAACCAAUGGACUGUAAUUUAGCAACUUGUGUUGAGCAACUCUUCCUAGUCGGAAGCAGUGCGGUUUGUCGCCAAAAAAAAAAAAGUAAAAAAUACAACAAAGAAACUUCUCAUUUUGCAGAACUCGCAAAGGCUGCCCUUUUUGAUUUAGCUUAAGAAAUAAUUGUAAAAUAAUUAAAAAAAAACACACACACAAACGAACAGAAGACUUGGAAAGUUGCGUAUGUGGGAAAGAAAGGGUACAAUUGCACUUAACUGGUUGACGAAUCCCUUCGCUGAAUCCACAUUACGAAUUAAACUGAGGGCGCCGUAAGCUCUUAAUGAAAUUAAGCAGUAGCGCUCUCGCAGAUUUUUGUAAUUAUUUUCUCACACAAACGAAUCAAAACAAACGAGUUGCCAAUCCCUUGCGCGGGUAUCAACGGAUAUAUCACCUGUGGGGAGAAAAAGAAGCUCACACCACGUAAUAUUGCGUGUUAGGAUUUUUAACAAAUUUGUUCUUACGGGGUGCAAAUAAAAGUUGCACCUAAAAGAACGCACGAUGUUGGUGAUAGACACCAAAAUACGAAGUUGUUUACAAUGUUGAAACGAAUUAAACGCAGAACGGUAAACUCAAACUAGAAAAUUUAAUUUUCGAAUUAUGGACUUGAAGCUGAGAUGAUAAAUCGGUUAGAAAAAUAAAACGACAUUACCAUUUUUAUGUAUUUAAGCAUGGAACAAAUUGAAACUACAAACAAACAGAAACAAAGAAUACAACACAGACACCUACACAACUGAACAGUGAAAGAAAAAAUAAAAACAUUUAUUUUUUGUCCUUUCUGGAAAUUGAAGAUAUAAUAAAAGGCAAAAGAAUGCUAA